CAUUUUCCGAUAGACUUUUGAAUCAUGGACCUAGCAGAUUUCUUAGGGGCGUUCGUUUUUGAACAAAGAGAAGAAACUCUUUGUUCCAUAAAAUUUUGGUCACGCGACGAACAAAUCCGUCGCCUCUCGGAUGGUAAAAACGAACUCCCCUAUCGAUCAAAGAUUCGAUAGAGGGAUCUUUGAGAUCACAGAAUCAGGAAAAGCAAUGCAGAUGCAUAGAGUGGGAAGCAUCGAAGCAUUUGACUAGCAUAAUCCGAAAACUCUGUGCUUUCGAAGAUCACAGAAAGGUAAUGCAAAUGCAUAGAUUUCUGUGGGAAGCAUCGAAGUAUGUUUCUUAGCGUAAUUCUCUGUGCUCUCAAAAUCGAUGCUGUCUGUAGAUGCAUAGAAGAGGCUAGUUUGAUUGAUUUUCCAGUAUAAUUAAAGAAACUCUGUGCUCUCAAGAGCGUCAGAUUCACUUUUCAGGUAGAUAUAAAAACGUCUUCGAUGAUUCAGGCGUUUUAUACGGUUAGGUGGAGCACAAUCUCGUGCUUAAAACCUGCCGUCAAAGUGGAAUAUGUUCAUCGAGCUGCCGGGCCUCUUGGAAGGAACCCCGCAGCACCUUCAUCCAUCUAAAAUUUCUAUUUCAGCCUCGUUCGACAUGGAAGCCACCGCUGCUUUCCCAGCCUCCUCUGCAAAAUGGCGAGAAUCAAAACUCCACGCAGUUCGCGGAAAUAAUAAACAUGCUGAAAGACGACGUGACGGAGAUGAACCCCAAGAUAUUCCUGUUCGUGAAUCCCUACGAGGUAAAUCCAGGAAGUUCCGCACAGGGCCAGUCUGGGAACUGUCGCACGUCCCAGACAUAUCCGAUUUCGGUCAAGACAGAUUCUGGAGAUCGCAGCAAUUGCGAAUAUCGGGAACCGUGCUCCAGAACAGUCAAACUGGAAAUGGAGGAAUUUUCGGACCUUGGCGAUUUGAUCCCCUACGCAAGGGAGAGGUCUGUCAUGGAUGAACUCGAUUUUGCGAUAGCGGAUCCUGAGGGAAUGACCGACUUAACUAUGCAUUCAUACGUUUCACCAAGCCUGAAAGAUCUUGUCGACGCGCAAGAUUUUCGCAAGUGUGAAAAAAUCCAACAACAACAACAACUUUAUAUCGAUAAUCAACACGUUAAUCUAGAAGAUAUAUCUGGAGACGAAUUCAGAAUAUUGCAACAAGAACUUUCUACUAGUUGUGCGAAUAGCGCUCAAAGCGAGCAAACUAAUAAUAAUAAUAAUAUUAAUAGUAAGAUAAUCCUACAUAACAGCUUAAGGGAUAGAGGCACGUCGAAUAUUUUCAAUUUCGAAGCGGUGGCCAACCCGUACGUGAUCAACACCGAUCACGGUUACGCAAACAUGUCUUCGCCGUCAGAGGCGUCUGUCACGCCUCAGUACAGCCCCGUGGGGCCGUCGGAGACUUUCAGGGGCUACGUCGAUAAACAGCCGCCUUUCAGGCAGAGUUUAUCCGGGCUCAACCUCGGAGUCAAACUAUUCGUGGGAGACACACUGAACACUCCCGAUAUCUUGGAAUCGGUGGUCAGUCUGGAAGACGACAGGUUCAACUUUCUGAGGAAUUUGGACGAGGAUCAGAAGUUGAAAACAAUAAACGAAAAUGACCUCAUAUUCCAACCUCUGCCGUCGCCGGAGAGCGACACGAACCCAGUCCAGGCGAAAACCGAACCCAAACCGCUGUCGGCCGCCCGAUGGACGUUUACUCCAGAGGAAUUCGAAGACGAUGACGACGACGAUGACUAUGUGCCACCCAAGAGAAUUCGUACAAGUAAAAAAGCGACAAAAGUGAUCGAAAGCGACGACCCAGAGAGCGACGAAGAUUACGUUCCUUCCAAAACCUUGAAGAAGAGGACGAGGAGGACGUCUUCGAUCUCUUCAGACUCCUCCAAAGACAGUAGUCGAGUUUCCAAGUACAGGGAGCUUAGGGAUAAGAAUAACGAGGCUUCGAGGAAGUCCAGGCUGAAGCGCAAGCUGAAGGAGCAAGAGAUGGAGGUGGAGCUGCAAGAACUGGAAAGUAAGAACGUGAAACUGAAGGCGGAAGUCGAAGAACUCAAGAGGACGGUCGAUAAUUUCAGAUCGAAUUUGUUCAAAAUAAUGGCGAGGAAAUGAGUUGAAUUUAUUCGAUGUUUAUUUUAAACAUUAAUGUUUUAGUUAAGUAAGGUUUGCGUUUAACUCAUCUUGAUGGAAUUUGUUUUAUAAAUAUUCUAAGAUGAGAUUGUUUAUGUCCUGUUAUAUUUUUUAUUGGACAUGUUUAAUGUAAGUUUAAUCGAUUGAUUUCAAUCCCUUAUUUGUUUGGGAUGCUUAAAAGAAUAAUUAUUUUCAAUUAUUGAUAUUGUAAUUUUUAAUGAUGAAUAAAUAAACAUGUAGUUCUUGUUGA
Messenger RNA from Coccinella septempunctata (seven-spotted ladybird), 2400 nucleotides. RefSeq lists its product as uncharacterized. Gene Ontology annotation, molecular function: DNA-binding transcription factor activity, RNA polymerase II-specific; RNA polymerase II cis-regulatory region sequence-specific DNA binding. The record is from RefSeq and is a predicted model, not a curated record. The transcript has 4 exons. Gene Ontology annotation, biological process: DNA-templated transcription; regulation of transcription by RNA polymerase II. The coding region runs from base 720 to 2132 and encodes 470 amino acids. Lineage: Eukaryota; Metazoa; Arthropoda; Insecta; Coleoptera; Coccinellidae.